AUGAAAGAUUGGGAGAAGAAUAGUUGUGCACAAGCUAACAAUGGAACAGCUAUAAUAUCUAAGAUAAAGGGAAAGAAAUCUACUAUUUCAGGUCAGGUUGACGAAAUGCCAAUUAGUAAUUUAUUACUUCAAGCGGAUGAGCCUAAAUGUAGCUUGAAAGAAAAUCCUUCAAGGAAACAUUGUAAUGGACGCAUAGAAACUGGUGUUGUCAAUCAGGUGGUUGAAAAAGAAGAUGGAUUAUAUACUAGGGUUGAGCAUGUAAUCGUAUAUAAUGGUUCCGCUGCUCUUGGGACAAAUUUAACACCUGGCAUCAACCCUUCACCAAAACUAGAAUCAACUGCAGAGAAUGAUUCACAAACUGUCGACUGUGAGGCAACUUGUGCGGGCACAAGCGCAGUUCUUGCUUCAAAAUCCAAUGAGAAUAAAAUAAAAUCCCAGGUCAAUGAAAUGAUGUUACUAUGCAGUAAGAACUCUCCAAUCAUGCCUUCUCCUUGUAAUAACAGGAUUCGCAUGACAAGAAAUGAAGGUAAGGAAAAGUCCUUAUCAGAUGAAGAUUCAAAUGUCAAUUUACCAAAUGAGGAUGACGUCCAUACAAGUUUUGAAAGUUGCCAUAGUUCUGGACUACUUUUGGCAGGUAAGAAGAGAAGCAACUUUCUACAAGGGAUAAUUGGGAAUAAAAAAUUAAAAAAACCUAUUCAAGAAACUUCAUAUUCUAAUGUUCAAACGGAUAGCUCAUUCAUGAACUUGAUUUCAAACAUGAUGAAACGAUGCGCACAAUCAACUCAAGAUGAGGACAAGUCUUUGGCUCUUAACCUUGAAAAUCCUAAUCACCAUCUUCAACAGCCUGAUCAGAAACUUUUCACAUGUAAAAGGAAUCAAGAUCCAAAGUUAAGACAUGCAGGGUUCAGUUCCAAUUUUCAGUCAAUGCUUGGUGCGAAAUUUAAAAAUGUUGGAACAAGAAUAUCUCAAGUAGGAGAGGCUUCUAAAGAAUUUGCACCAGGAAAUAAGGUACAUGGAAUAGAUGCUGCUCCAGUUACCUUCUAUGCAGAGAACAAUAGCCUUUACAGACAGUAUUUGACAUCAAAUAAACUUGAAGUAUCUGAACGCAGACUUGCCUUUCCAUCCAUACCGCCUCAGACUAGUCCUGUUAAUUCUCUCAAUAGUCAUGAACACUGGGAAGAUAACUCAUUGGAGAAUGAAAAUUGUUACAAGCUGGGGCCAACUAGGGAGAAGGAAGGAAUGCCAUUACUGCCAUUACAUUUACCCUCAACUGGACAAAACAGAAAUAAUAAUGAGAAUGUUGAGUGGUAUGCACUGUAUGAGAGAAAGGAAAUCUGUCAUAAAAUUGAAACUGUGGAAGGACUUUGGAUAAAUCGGUUUUUACCAAAAUCAACUUCCCCCUUGACAGUUUUUGAUCACCUUAACAAGAGAGGUGAUUCUGAAGACCAUUUCACGCCUUGCUCAAUGCUUCCUCAAUCCCAUAAACACAUUUCUCUGAACAACUGCAAGACUGAAGAGGCCAGAGAACAAUCUGCUGAUGACCAACUGCUCAGGGAUCAAAAUUUACAUAAUUGUUGUAGCAAUGAAGAGAAUUCCACUGUCCUAAAGGAUGAUAAUGGAAGUCAAUAUCACUCAGCAACGCAUAAGUUCAAGUCGUUUACACCUUUCCCAGGAUUGAGAGAUUCAAGGCCAAUUAUAUCCAUGUUUGCAAGAAGAUUAGGUGCCAUCAAACAAUGGCAACAUAUAGAGUAG
Molecule: messenger RNA, 1752 nt
Organism: Sphenostylis stenocarpa
Lineage: Eukaryota; Viridiplantae; Streptophyta; Magnoliopsida; Fabales; Fabaceae
Source: the annotation of a GenBank genome assembly